AUGGCUAAGAAAGGGAAAAAGAAUCAACAAAACUAUUGGGACCAAGAUUUCGAAGAGGAUUUACCUCAAGGUGAAGAAUUCGGCGUUUCUUUUACACCAGUAGAUGACUCCUCCAAUACUACACCAGCUAGUUCUGUAGAACCUCAACAAGCUGGUGAUGAAGAUCUUGCUGCUGAAGGUGACUUUAUGUCCACCUUAAAAAAAUCUAAGAAGAAGCAAGAAAAAAAAGAAGAAGCUAAACCUUUAUUAAAGUCCAAAAAGGAGAAGGAAAGAGAGAAGAAGGAAGCUGAAAAGCAAAGAAAAAAGGAAUUAGCGGCCAAGAAGAAGGCUCAACAAAAAGCACAAAAGGAUAAAAACAAAGAAUUAAGUAAGCAAAAUGCUGAAAAAUUAGCUGCUGAAAAAAAGGAAAAGUCUGCAGCUUCGUCCAAAGCUUCAUCUCAAGAACCAGCUCCAGUUAAAACUACCACUUCCAACACUACCACAGCUAAAAAGGGUAAGAAGGUUCCUGCUGGUUUAGCUGCAUUGAAACGUCAAUUAGAAUUGAAGAAACAAUUAGAAGAACAAGAAAGAUUGGAACGUGAAGAAGAAGAAAGACUAGAACGUGAAGAAGAAGAAAGAAAGGCUAGAGAGGAAGCUGAAAGAGAGAAAAAUAGACAAUUGAAGAGAGAAAAGGAAAAAGCUAAACGUGAAAAGUUAAAGGCUGAAGGUAAAUUGUUAACCAAAAAACAAAAGGAGGAAAAGAAAUUGAUAGAAAUGAGACGUGCUGCCCUUUUAGCAUCAGGGAAUAUCAAAGUUGCUGGUCUUACUAAGAAAGCUGAUGCUGCCGCUGAUGGUGAAGUUACAGGGGAAAAGAAACCAAAAAAGAUUGUCUAUGGUAAGAAGAAGAAGAGGGUCACUCAAAAAGAUAAUGAUACAAAGGCAGUUGCCAAGAGUGAAAAAGAAGAUAAUGAGAAAAAGAACAAUGCAAAUGGUGAGGAAGUUGGCGAAGAUGUCUUAAUUGACGAUUGGGAGAACUUAGAUUUAGGUGAGGAUGAAGAAGAAGAGAAAGAAUUUGCUGUUUCUUCUGCUGAAACUGAAUCUGUUAAUACUGAACCAGUUAAUGAAUCAAAAGCUGAAGCCAAUGCUGACACUCAAAAGGACUCUCAAGUGGAAGACACAAAAAAGAAAAUUCCAGAAGUUUCCACUCCAGCAGUCAACGAAAGUACCAAAAAUCCAAAGAAAGAUUUACGUUCUCCAAUUUGUUGUAUCUUGGGUCACGUUGAUACUGGUAAAACCAAAUUACUGGAUAAGAUUAGACAAACCAACGUACAAGGUGGUGAAGCUGGUGGUAUUACCCAACAGAUCGGUGCCACAUAUUUCCCAAUUGAAGCUAUCAAACAAAAAACUGCCUCUAUGGCCAAAUUUGAAAAACAGACUUUUGACGUUCCUGGUCUAUUGGUUAUUGAUACCCCAGGUCACGAAUCUUUUUCCAACUUACGUUCUAGAGGUUCAUCAUUAUGUAACAUUGCCAUUUUGGUUAUUGACAUUAUGCAUGGUUUAGAACAACAAACCCUUGAAUCUAUUAGAUUGUUAAGAGACAGAAAGGCCCCUUUUGUUGUUGCCUUAAAUAAGAUUGAUAGAUUAUAUGAUUGGCAAGCUACCCCAAACAAUUCUUUCAGAGAUUCUUUCGAACAACAAACUAGAGCUGUCAAAGACGAGUUCCACACCAGAUUAAGUAAUAUUCAAUUGGCAUUGGCUGAACAAGGGUUGAAUUCUGAAUUAUACUUCAAGAACAAAAACAUGGCUAAAUAUGUUUCUAUUGUUCCAACUUCUGCCGUCACUGGUGAGGGUGUUCCUGAUUUGUUAUGGUUGCUAUUAGAAUUAACUCAAAAGAGAAUGUCCAAACAAUUAAUGUAUCUAUCUCACGUUGAGGCCACUAUCUUAGAAGUUAAAGUUGUCGAGGGUUUUGGUACCACUAUUGAUGUUAUUUUAUCUAAUGGUUACUUAAGAGAAGGUGAUAGAAUUGUACUUUGUGGUAUGAAUGGUCCAAUUGCUACGAACAUCAGAGCAUUAUUAACUCCACAGCCUUUACGUGAAUUACGUCUAAAAUCUGAAUAUGUUCACCAUAAAGAGGUCAAAGCAGCCCUAGGUGUUAAGAUUGCUGCCAAUGAUUUAGAAAAGGCUGUUUCUGGUUCUAGAUUAUUAGUUGUUGGUCCGGACGAUGACGAGGAAGAAUUGAUGGAUGAUGUUAUGGAUGAUUUGACCGGCCUUCUUGAUUCUGUUGAUACAUCUGGUAAAGGUGUUGUUGUUCAAGCAUCUACUUUAGGUUCGCUAGAAGCUUUAUUGGAUUUCUUAAAGGAUAUGAAGAUUCCAGUGAUGUCCAUUGGUUUAGGUCCAGUUUAUAAGCGUGAUGUUAUGAAAGCUAGUACAAUGUUAGAAAAGGCUCCAGAGUACGCAGUUAUGUUAUGUUUUGACGUUAAAGUAGACAAAGAAGCUGAACAAUACGCUGAACAAGAAGGUAUUAAAAUCUUUAAUGCUGAUAUUAUCUAUCACUUAUUUGACUCAUUUACUGCAUAUCAACAACAAUUAUUGGAACAACGUCGUAAAGAUUUCCUAGAUUACGCCAUUUUCCCAUGUGUUUUACAAACAUUACAAAUUAUUAACAAGCGUGGUCCAAUGAUUAUUGGUGUUGAUGUUGUUGAGGGUUGCUUACGUAUUGGUACUCCAAUUUGUGCUGUGAGAACGGAUCCAACCACCAAGGAAAGGAAUAUAUUAUUAUUAGGUAAAGUAAUGUCUUUAGAAAUUAAUCACCAACCUGUCACUGAAGUCAAGAAAGGUCAAACUGCUGCUGGUGUAGCUGUUCGUUUAGAAGACCCAUCUGGUCAACAACCAAUUUGGGGCCGUCAUGUUGAUGAGUCUGAUACCUUAUACUCCUUGAUUUCUAGAAGAUCUAUCGACACCUUAAAGGAUCCAGCUUUCAGAGAUCAAGUCCAAAGAUCUGACUGGCUAUUAAUUAAGAAAUUGAAGCCAGUUUUUGGUAUCGAAUAA
Molecule: messenger RNA, 3027 nt
Organism: Arxiozyma heterogenica
Lineage: Eukaryota; Fungi; Ascomycota; Saccharomycetes; Saccharomycetales; Saccharomycetaceae
Gene: FUN12
Product: translation initiation factor eIF5B
Exons: 1
Coding region: 1-3027 (1008 amino acids)
Biological process (GO): translational initiation
Cellular component (GO): cytoplasm; mitochondrion
Molecular function (GO): GTP binding; translation initiation factor activity; GTPase activity
Source: RefSeq, a predicted model, not a curated record